AUGGGGAACGCGAAGAGCUGUGUCCUUUCUAAGGAGGUUCUGGAGGAACUGAAGCUAAACACCAGGUACACAGAGGAGCAGCUGUUCUCCUGGUAUCAGACGUUUCUGCGUGACUGCCCCUCGGGCCGCAUCAGCCGCCAGAAGUUUGAAAGCAUCUAUGCCAGCUUCUUCCCUGAUGCUGACCCCAAGGCCUACGCGCAGCACGUGUUCCGGAGCUUCGACCAGAACAGUGACGGCACACUGGACUUCAAGGAGUACAUCGUGGCGCUGCACAUGACCUCGUCAGGCAAGACCGCCGAGAAGCUGGAGUGGGCCUUCGCUCUAUACGACCUGGACCGCAACGGGAGCAUUACCAAGAACGAAAUCCUGGAGAUCGUCAGGUCAAUAUUCAAUAUGAUCUCCCAAGAAGACCAGAUUACCCUGCCUGAGGAUGAAAAUACCCCCGAGAAAAGAGCAGACAAAAUCUGGGACUUCUUUGGAAAGCAGGAAAAUGAUGAGAUAACGGAGGGGGAGUUCAUCCAGGGUGUGAUGAACAACAAGGACAUCCUGAGGCUGAUCCAGUUUGACGAGCCACAGAAGGUUCAGGACCGGCUGAAAGAGAAGCAGCAAUAGAUUUCAGUUGAAGGAGGUAGGUCUGCACACUUAGCCUUGCGACGCCAUCCUCUGGAUUUUGGCUCCGCACAUCGUCUGGCAAAAGCCUCAAGCUCGGUUCCCUCAGUGUUUCGCCAAUCAGCAAACAGUUGAGAGUGGUGACUUAGAACUCACCCGUGAGCUCCGUUACUGAUUGGUUAAGGUAACUAUAUUCACACUUUCGUUUUGUUAUUUGUAUGCUUUUGCGACGCUAUAACGUAACAGGCAUGCUAAUAAAGCUCAAUAUGGGUUUUAAUUUCGGUUCUCUCAGUGUUUCGCCAAUCAGCAAACAGUUGAGAGUGGUGACGUAGAACUCACCCGCGAGCUCUGUUACUGAUUGGUUAAGGUAACUAUAUUCACACUUUCGUUU
Molecule: messenger RNA, 1000 nt
Organism: Engraulis encrasicolus (European anchovy)
Lineage: Eukaryota; Metazoa; Chordata; Actinopteri; Clupeiformes; Engraulidae
Gene: rcvrnb
Product: recoverin b
Exons: 6
Coding region: 1-612 (203 amino acids)
Molecular function (GO): calcium ion binding
Source: RefSeq, a predicted model, not a curated record